Coffea arabica (coffee) is the source of this 900-nucleotide messenger RNA. The record is from RefSeq and is a predicted model, not a curated record. NCBI's taxonomy places the organism in Eukaryota, Viridiplantae, Streptophyta, Magnoliopsida, Gentianales, Rubiaceae.
AUGGUUUGCAGAGCAGCAUUUGGGAGAGUAAGCAAAGAUAAUUACGAGGCAGUUUUGCCAUUAAUCAAGGAAUUAACAAGCCUUUCUGGUACUUUCGACAUUUCUGAUCUAGUUUUGGACUGUAUAAUCGAUAAGCAUAUUGACAAUCUAGCAAAGACAGAAACAGCCAUAGGUGAAUCUGACCAAGAAGAUCUAAUUGAUGUUCUUCUACGAGUUAAAGAAAGCGGUGACCUUCAUUUCCCAAUUACGAACAGUAUCAUCAAAGCUGUGAUCAUAGAUGUUUUUUCAGGGGGAAUAGAAACUUCAACUACAACAGUGGAAUGGGCGAUGUCCGAGCUGAUUAGAAAUCCAAGAGUGAUGGUCAAGGCACAAAGUGAAAUACGGAAAGCCUUCAUAGCAAAGAGAACAAUUGAAGAAACUGAUAUUCAAGAAUUGAAGUACCUAAAGUCAGUGAUCAAAGAAACUUUGAGGCUACACCCUCCAAUCCCUAUGUUGAUUCCAGGAGAGUGUAGGCGGGAAACUGAGAUUGAUGGGUAUAUCAUUCCCAUCAAGACAAGAGUUAUAAUUAAUGCUUGGGCAAUUGGAAGAGACCUCGAGUAUUGGGAUGAUCCAGAAUGUUUUAGACCAGAGAGAUUCGAGAACAGCUCGAUUGAUUUCAAUGGAACUCAUUUUGAGUAUAUCCCUUUUGGUGCAGGAAGGAGAAUUUGCUCUGGAAUUUCAUUUGGUUUAGCAAAUGUUGAACUUCCUUUAGCUCUUCUGCUCUACCAUUUCGACUGGAAACUCCCAAAUGGUCUCAAACCCUGUGAUUUAGACGUGACAGAGACUAUGGGAGUAACUGCACCAAGAAAAAACCAUCUUCACUUGUAUGACGCAUCACUUGACGCUAGUGCAGAAACAUAG